This is a messenger RNA of Sarcophilus harrisii (Tasmanian devil), 6919 nucleotides long. RefSeq names its product MIS18 binding protein 1 (gene MIS18BP1). The transcript has 18 exons. The coding region runs from base 278 to 3853 and encodes 1191 amino acids. The record is from RefSeq and is a predicted model, not a curated record. NCBI's taxonomy places the organism in Eukaryota, Metazoa, Chordata, Mammalia, Dasyuromorphia, Dasyuridae.
AGUACAACUCCACUCCUGGCUCAACUUUUUUCAGCUCUGCAGAGACCUAAAUAACGUUAACCAUCACUCCGAAAUGAGACAGUAAAGAAUUCAUUCCCCCAGAUAAACUGAAGAAUAGAAAUGUUUCUCCAGAUAAUUUCACCAUAUAUAAAACCAUGAAGAUAAUUGAAGUUUUCUUGAAUUCUGCUUUCCCCGUUUUCCCUUGAAGUUUUACUGUGAGCAAUUAGUUUUAAAUAAUUUUCUAUUAGAGGACUCUUUUUGGCACUGUCUCAUCAAGAUGAUUACAUCAUGUCCAAAAAGUCCAGAAACAUCAAGGUUUUCAUUGAAUUCUCUUAGAAAAGGAAAUGCACCGAUUAAUGCAGUUCUUUCAAAAAAUAUACCUUCAGAAACUCUUACACCAUUAAAAGAUUUAGUAAAAUAUAAAAACAACAAUUUAAAUGACAACAACAAUACAAAUGACCUUGAGGAACAUUUGAGCCCAAAAGUGGAACAUUGUAAGAGUGAAAUCAAUUCACUGCAGUCAACAAUAAUUGCUGGUAAUCUUGGCUCUGACAAUUUUUCUGAUGGCUCUGAUGGAAAAGCUAAUGAACAAAAAGAAGCAACAUUUUUUGCAAGUGAGGAAGUUUUCAAAAACAACAAAACUUUUGACAUUGUAACCUAUGACUCUCCUGCAAAAAUAUUUCAAAAAAUGAAAACAAGGUCACUACAAGCUUCACAGAAGUCACUAUUUACAGAUGGUACAUCGUUGGAGUUACAGAAGAGUCAAAGAGAUAUAAUCUUGAGUCCUGUUUCACUAGAGAAAAGUAAUCUGGAGAAAACUUUUAUUUCUGGCUUUCCUGAUUGUCAUAAAGUAUCAUCAGAGAAUCAUUCUUUUUCAGGUGAACCUCCAAUUUCUUCAGGAAGAAAAGCCUUUUCCCUAGCCAAAGAAGCUCCCCAGAUAAAUUUCCAGAAUAAAUUUUUCUUUCCAGUAAAACAAAAGAUCCUACAUCAGCAGGAAAAUCAUUCGUAUCAGCAAAAUUUAACUUAUGACAUUACAGCUUCAAAAGAAAAACAUGAAAACAUUUCAACUUCAGUAAUUCUGAGUGAGGCAUUAGCCAGAUCUGCCAGGUUCAUUCAAGACGAUGAAAACAGAGUUACAAGUGUUGAAUUCAGCAUGUCUGAUACCCUUAUUUUGGAAAGCAUCGACGCCGAUGAUGAAAGAUCUCAAAGUCCUCAUAUUAAUGGUAUCAGUACUGACUGUGAACCUGCUAACCCUGGCAGCCAGUUACCAAAAUGUGACAAUGAAAUGUCCACAAAAGGAUUAUUAGGACAGGAAAUGAGUGAAGAAAAUGAAGAAAAACUCUCUAAGACUGUCCAACAGGGUUCUACCUCAGAUAUGUUUAAAGUUUUGAUUUCAGCUCCUAAAACUCACAUAGCAGCACCGGAGAAAAAAGUUUCUAAGGUUUCCACAAAUGUAUCACACUCCAGUAAAAAUGCAUUCAGUACCAAAAAAAAGGAAAUUUGUCUCCAGAAAUGGAUGAUUAGAAACAUGAAUAAUAAUACAGCUGUGUGUGUAGAAGGAAAAUUGAUAGAUACUCCUGACUUAUAUUGGCAUAGUAAUGCAAUUGUUGAACGUCUUGACUACAACAGACUUAGAACUAUAUCAGGCAAUAUCUAUGUAUUAAAAGGAACAAUAGACACAGUUUCCAUGAAGGAAGCAGGGUUUCCAGCUAAUUUUACUAGGAAGUUUAUAUUUGGAUUUCCAAAAAAUUGGAAACUAUACGUUGACGAUUUGUUACAAGAAUUAAGGGCAUGUGCUAAAAAAGGAAAAAAAUGCAAACUUGAUCAACAAGAAACAGACAAAUCUGUCUUUGAUUCGAGGAUAAAAAAAAGUGACACAUCAGAAGAAACUGGAACAGAAAUGAUCCCCCAAAGUGCCAAAAUUAAAAAUACUACUUAUGAUGUUUCUGAAAACUGCUCUGAAAUAUCUACUGAAUGUGAUGCUUUACAUAAAGUUACAGAAUUAAACAUGGUUAAUAAUGAUCAACAUCUAAAAGUACCUUUAAAAUUGCGGUGUAGCGAACAUACUAACUGUGAUAAUCAAAUGAAUGUCACUUUCCAAACUGGAGGAAAAAACUGCCUACCUAAAGAGGAAUCAGCUGCAAAAAAUGAAAGUAAACAGAUGAGUUCUCCAAAGAAAAGCAAAAAUCAUGAAGCUAAAACAAAUGAAAAAAUAUUUAAAAGUCUAAAGAGAGUAAGAAAGAAUGUAGUUAAAGACAUCACUCAAGAGCUGAUUGAGUCCAGUGAUACACAGUCUUCAAGGGAAGAGUUUCUUUCAGAUACAGAAAAAAUGGAAUGUAUGAAUAACAGAGAAAAGAAACUUACUGUCAUGUUAACACCUAUGAAUUCUAGAAAAAUAUUGGAGCAAAAAUGUAGAGAGCAUAAUUUGUCCAUUACCACCAUAAAAAGAAUCUCAGAGCUUGCUUUGCCAAAGCAUAAAGUAAAAAAUGAUGGCAAUAAAACUGACUUGAAGAAAAAUAAAAACAACAGAUUGUUAAGGUCUUUAGAAAAAACAUUUGGAAAUGGCUUAGCAUACAAAAGUGAGAAUGAGGAAGAUACUGGUAUAUACGCUUCAGUCACCAUUAACCAGAAAAUCAAAGUGCCAUCACCUCCAAAGGAGCAAAGUUCUACUUCUGACUUUGAGAGAAAGAUAAAGAAAUCAUUAAGACUAAAGAGAAUUGAUCCUCCUGGAAGUAGUUCAUCCCACAAAAUUCAAACCAAGGGGACAGAGAUCUCUAGUCAAGAAAGUGAAACAGAAGAGGAAUCCAAAAAGAAGGCUCAAGUUGGGAUGAAAACAAGGCAGAAAGAUACCAAGGAAACUAUAAUUGACCAGUCAAAAUGCAAAAGAAAAGAUAGUAGGAAAAGCCCAGUGAUAAUAGAACAUGAAAGUGAAGAGAGUGAUAAAGAUGUUCAUUCCAAGACGAAGAAAUCCAAUCCUUCUUCCAACAAAACUAUUCAGAAGAUUGGUAACAGAAGAAAGUUUUCAUCAGCAGAGGUAAUGGGAUCUAGAAAAACAAAGAAGCAGCCUUUGGAAUGUUUUCCAGAUUUAAUUAAAGAGGAUAAUAGCACUGAGAAGGAGUUACAGAAAUUUCAAGGGGCUUUGUCAUCUGUGCCAAAACAAAAACAUGGUUUCUGGUUGAAUGUAGCCACAGCUAUGGGUCCUCGGACUGCAGAGGAAUCCCAGAAGAAACAUAUGGAAGAGCAACAAGGAAGGGGCUCUCAGAAACGUGCCGUGAAGAAAAUACCUAGUCCCAAAGUUUCAAAUGGCCCAGGAGUUGAUACUGAUACAAACCAGCCUGUAAGGAUAACUGCUAGAGUGGGAACUUUAAAAAGAAAACAGCAAAUGAGAGAUUUCCUAGAACAGCUGCCUAAGGAUGAUCAUGAUGAUAUGUUCAGUGGAUCGCCUUUGCAUAAUCAAAGAAUACAGUUACCAAAUUUUGAAGUCAGUCAGGAUGAUGAUUUCCCACAUAUGGACAAAGAUCCAACAACUCCAUCUUCAGUUAUUUAUCCUUUGGCAAAAACCCCCCAGUGUCAACAUGUCAGUCCUGGCAUGCUGGAAUCUGUAAACAGGAAAGAUUGUGAUAAAUAUGUGUUCCAGAUGCAAAAGGAUAAUAAAACUCAUGGAGGUAUUGUGUGGGCCAAUGUCAAGAAGAAACUGGUUGGAUCUGAUUUUACAACUCCAACAUCUAGAAGAGCUCAGUGUAACAAAGGAAUUAAACCUGAUAUUGGAAAACUCUUCAGUCAUACUACAAAACUGAAUUUUGAUGAAGAAGAACAAGAUGAUUAUUUCUCCAACUCUGACCCUGGGGAGUAAAGUCAGAACACACAAAUUCCAGAGUUUAUUUAACACCAUAACACACACUUGUAUAUAAAGUACAGUGCAUUUGUAUUAAUUUGAAAUGCCAAUAUUUUCUCUGUGAGAUUGUUUUAUAUAAAUGUUAAUUUUUUUACUUUUUUCUGUUUAGUGUACAAAUUAAGCAUUUUUUUCUACUUUCUUUGCUAAUAUUCAGAAGACAUGAAAAUCUAACUAAAAAUGUAAAGAAGCUUUUUUCUUUGUAAAUACUUUUUAUAAGUGAUUGUUUUUACCUGAUGUUUUAUAUAUGUAUAUAUAAAUAUAUACAUAUGCUUAUAUGUAUAUAUACUUGACAACUCUUUUUGUUUACUCUAUGAAUGUUUCAAAUGUAUAUUAGGAAAAAUCUGUAUCCCUAGGCCCUGAGAAAUUCUCACCAAAUGCCGUAGUGACUUUUUUUUUUGGGUUAAUUUCAUAGAAACCUUGUAAUAGCAUACAUGUCCAUGUGUGUAUAUAUAAGUUUCACAGAAUGUUGGGUCUAGCUUAUACUAACAUUGGAAGUUCUACUUGCUUUUGUCUUUCUGGGAUAUAAUUUUCUUUUGCCUUCAGUUCAUUUAUUUUUUCCAAUUUUAUACAGAAUAUGAGGAUUUCAUACAAUCCAAAAUAAAUUUCCUUAUAGUUACUAGUUUGAUGCUUGGACUCAAAUACUAGCUUUUGUUGUACUCUUAACACUUUUAUAUUUGAGUGUGAACCUGAGUCCCAACAGUAGAUAACUAAAUAAAAUUAUUUUAAAAAAAAAUAAUAAUAACCCCCAAGGCUUUAAGCUAAUUUAUAUUUAAUUAGAAUAUUAUCUGUUAUGUUCCAGGUUUAAGUUUGGACUAUAGUUUUCUAUGUGAACUCAUUUCAGAUUUCAGGUUUUUCCUUCUACUAAUAGUUUCAGACUAGCUUUUUUUAAACAAGAAUUUUUCCAUUUAUUUUGUCAUUUUAGAAAUUGACAUAGAGAUCAUCACUUGAAGUUACAACCCAUAUUCAACCACCUCAAGUGCACAACCAACUUAGUGCUCUACAAAUAAAGCUCUAAGGUUUUUGUAUUUGUUGGUGUUAUUUUGACUUGGCCUGAUAUCGGAUGGCAGCAGGCUCGAUAGUUUAGAUUUGAAGUGGGAAGUGUGUAAUGUUCCAACAGUUCCCUUUCUUAUGCAGUUUCAAACUAAUGGGAAAAUCUCCCAUGGUUUUUAGUAGAAAAAAAACAAAGAACUUUUCCCCUCAGAGUUCCUUUUCUCCAUCAUCUUCAAGAAAAGGCUUUAAUAAGUAGCAAGGUUGUAGGAUGUAUAGAAGCUCCAGAAGAGAAAGGAUAAAAUAGACAUGUGAUAACUAUUCUGUAAUAUUAUUAUCCCUUAAAAUAGGAUGAUGGAAUUACCUACAAAUUAAGACACUGAAUGAAAUUUGGACAUAUCAUGAAGCAAAAACAAAAGGACUAUGUGGCAUGAAAAUUUUAUAGAAGACACUAAAGGGAGCUUCCAGAUAAUUGGGAGACUUCACAAGACACUUGGAGGUUUAGGAACAGAUGUGAUAUGAUUUGCCUAAGACCACAUAACCAAAUUAGUGGAAGGUUUGGAACCCAGGGCUUGCCUUUCUUAAUCCAGGCCUGUUUUCAAUAUGCCAUGCUAUCUCCCAAAAUUGACCAGUUGUAAAAUAUUUUUGAUACCGAAUUAAUGUUACUUUAGGAUCUCAAGGAAUAAUUUGAAAGAGGAAAUUGACCAAAUUCUUUACAUUUAAUAACUUUUUUUUUUGGGGGGGGGGGGGGCAAUUGGGAUUGUGAUUUUGUCCAGGGUCACAUAGCUAGUAAGCAAUUAACAACAAAAUUUCUAAAAUUGAUUUUGUAGUAAUUUAGUCACCAUCCCUUCAAAGAUCAACCCUUGCAUAGAAUUUACCUAGCCUAAUGAGGUUUUACAGCAAACUAGCAGAGGUCUCCAGACAUUAAUGGAAUGCAUUGGUACCAAGACCAUGUAGCUAGACCAGCCCAUUACAGUCACAUUAAGAUUACAGUGAAGAGUAGUCAAUAGAAUUACAAGUUGCAACUCAUGGUAUACUAUUGCUCCAAAUGUAUCUUCUAAAACCCUGCUCCAAGACUAAGUUAAACAGGAAAAUAUGUUUGGAGAUCCUUGAGAUAACUAAAGCUUCUUAAAAUGAAUACAAGUGAGUCCGGAUUGUACAGAAUUUUAAAAUAUUUUGUUUUCCAAUCAAUGACCUAAAGUUCUCAUGUAUGAGAAUUAUGUAGCAUAUUGUUUACAACCCCCCCCCCCAAGUUCCUUAACAAAUCUGAAUUUCCCCCUUAUUUGCGUGAUCUACAAAUGUUUUAAUAAAAUUAUCUUCCCAUAUUUCAUUAAUCCUUUUCCUCUGGUUAAAAAAUGUGAACUAUCUUAAAAUCUUUGGUGAAUAAUUUUGGCAUGUGCAUAGUAUGCAGAGUGCAUAGUAUGCAGAGUGCAUAGCAGAGAAAGACCUGGCUUCUGAGCUAGGAACAUCUGGAUCCAAGUCCCUCCAGAGAAAUGUACUGGCUAUGUGACCCUGAGAAAACCAGCCUUUCAGUGCUUUAGGCAAUUCUUCCUCUGCAGAGGUGGAUGAUUGCAUUGGUGAAUUUCCUUACCAGAGGCUUCCUAAACCAGUGUAAUCACAGCUCCAUUCCUUAAGCUAGUUUUGAUCUAUUGUGCUAUGACUGUUAAUGAGAUGAAGAGAUAUGGACCACAUGAAAAUAGUUACAUGAACUUGGAAUGAAUGUAUUGGACUCAGAAGAAUCAUUUUUAAUGAGUCAAAUGUCCACAUGAAAUGUCUUUAAUGCAAGACCCUGGGAAUCCCUCUACCCUUGGACUUUUGCUGUUCAACAGAAGGAAUCUUUAUCAGAUUUGCUAAUGACAAAGCUGGAAAGAGUAGCUAACUUUGGAUGAUGUGACCUAAAAAUAUAUCAACAGGCCAAGUCAAAUAAAUUGAAAAUUAAUAAGGAUAAAUAUAAAGUCAUAUACUUGUGUUAAAAAAAAAAUUGUUCACAAGUACAGUAUCUGAAUUGCAGUCAAUUUGCAUCAACAGUAGUAUGUU